UGGGGGGGGAGACAAAGAAACGGAGAAACUGGAAAAGACAUCGCGAUGUGAGGCGAGCAGAUUUUGGCAGCCAGACGGAAUUUCAACCACAAUCCUUUUGGGAAAUCAGUCUAAAACGAAACUGUUCACAAUAAACAUGGAAUUAAAAAGCAUGUUGUAGGAGUGACCCAAAAGGAAUGUGAUUCCCCUCCAGGACACGCAAGACAAAGGAUGAACUGUUUCUAGAUUCUUGCUUCAGCUUUCCUAAGAGUCAUCAUGUGCAAAAGGCGUAUCUGUGUGGGCCAGCAAACAUGGGCUCUUCUCUGCAAAAACAUUCUUAAAAAAUGGAGGAUGAAAAGAGAGACUUUUCUGGAAUGGUUUUUCUCAUUUCUUCUAGUCCUGUUUGCAGACCUAUUUUUCUCUAAUCUACAUCAAGUUCAUGACUUUCCUCAAGUGGCUGCAAAGAAUCUGGGACGUGUGGAUAAUUUCAAUGAUUCUAAUUAUAUUAUUGCAUUUACACCGGACACACAAACAACCCAAGAGAUAAUGAACAAAGUGGCGUCAGCCCCAUUCAUGAAAGGAAAAAUAAUCAUGGGAUGGCCUGAUGAAAAAAGCAUGAAUUUAUUGAACUUGAACUAUUCUAUAGAUGCAGUAAGAGUCAUAUUUAAUGAUGCAUUCUCUUAUCACUUGAAGUUUACCUGGGGAACUCGAAUCCCCAGGAUAAAGGAACACAGAGACCAUUUAGCUCAUUGUGGAGUAAUUGAUGAAAAUGUCCGUUGUGAAGCUUCAAUAUUCUGGUCGAAAGGCUUUGUAGCUUUUCAGGCUGCCAUUAAUGCCGCUAUCAUUGAAAUCACCACAAAUCAUUCUGUUAUGGAAGAACUGAUGUCAGUCACUGGUAUAAACAUGAAGAUAUUACCUUUUAUUGCUCAAGCAGGACUGGGGACUGAUAUUUUCAUUUUCUUGUGCAUUAUUUCCUUUUCUGCAUUUAUAUAUUAUGUCUCAGUCAAUAUUACACAAGAAAGACAGUAUAUGAAGCCAUUGAUGACGAUGAUGGGACUUCGAGAGUCAGCAUUCUGGCUGUCCUGGGGUUUGAUGUAUGCUGGCUUCAUCCUGAUCGUAGCUACCUUGAUGGCAUUUGUGGUCAAAUCUAUCCAUGUGGCUGUUCAAACUGGCUUCAUGGUGGUCUUUCUCCUUUUUUUCUUCUAUGGGAUCUCUUUGAUAGCUUUAGCUUUUCUGAUGAGUGUCUUGGUAAAGAAGCCAUUUCUCACUGGGCUUGUGGUCUUUCUCCUAACUGUCUUUUGGGGAAGCCUUGGAUUCACAGCAUUAUACGGACACCUCCCUGCUUUUUGGGAAUGGACGUUAUGUCUUCUAAGCCCUUUUGCAUUCACUUCUGGAAUGGCACAGCUCAUACACUUGGACUAUAAUGUGAAUUCUAAUGAGCAUUUGGAUUCUUCCAACAAUCCAUACCUCAUAAUAGUGACUCUUUUCAUGUUGAUUUUUGAUUCUCUUCUCUACUUGGUCCUGACAUUAUAUUUUGACAAAAUUUUGCCCACUGAAUAUGGACGAAAACAUUCUCCCUGGUUUUUCCUGAAGUCCUCAUUUUGGUGUCAGCACCAAAAAGUUGAUCACGUGGUCCUGGAGAAUGAAGCAGAUAUAGAUUCUGCAUCAGAUGACUCCUUUGAACCAGUGUCUCCAGAAUUCCAUGGGAAGGAAGCCAUCAGAAUAAAGAAUCUUAAGAAAGAAUAUAAAAAGGGAAAGCAUGAAACAGUGGAAGCCUUGAAAGGUCUGGUGUUGGACAUUUAUGAAGGCCAGAUCACAGCCCUGCUGGGUCACAGUGGGGCUGGGAAAACGACCUUGUUGAACACACUCAGUGGACUGUUGGUUCCAACUUCAGGUUCAGUCACGAUCUACAAUAACAAGCUUUCCGAAAAGGUUGACCUAGAAGCUGUCAGCAAGCUCACCGGUGUUUGUCCACAAUCCAAUGUGCAAUUCGACUUUCUCACAGUGAGGGAAAAUCUCAGGCUGUUUGCUAAAAUCAAAGGGAUUCAACCCCAUGAAGUGGAGAAAGAGGUACAGCAAGUGUUACGGGACUUAGAGAUGGAAAAUAUUCAAGACAUUCUUGCUCAAAAUUUAAGCGGUGGACAGAAAAGAAAAUUAACAUUUGGAAUCGCCAUUUUAGGAGAUCCUCAGGUUUUGCUAUUGGACGAACCCACUGCUGGAUCAGAUCCACUUUCGAGGCACAGAGUAUGGAACCUGCUGAAAGAGAGAAAAGCAAACAGAGUAAUUCUCUUCAGUACCCAGUUCAUGGAUGAGGCUGACAUCCUGGCUGAUAGGAAGGUAUUUAUAUCCAAUGGGAAGCUGAAAUGUGCAGGUUCUUCCCUGUUCCUGAAGAAGAAAUGGGGCAUUGGCUACCACUUAAGUUUGCACCUGAAUGAAAUGUGUGAUCCAGACAGCAUUACAUCGCUUGUUAAACAACAUAUCCCUGAGGCCAAAUUAACAGCGCAAAGUGAAGAAAAGCUUGUAUAUAUUUUGCCUUUGGAAAGGACAAACAAAUUUCCAGAUCUUUACAGGGAUCUUGAUAAAUGUUCUGACCUGGGCAUUGAGAAUUAUGGGGUUUCCAUGACAACUUUGAAUGAAGUGUUCUUAAAAUUAGAAGGAAAAUCAGCUAUUGAUGAAUCAGACAUUGGAGAUUGGAGACAGUGGCAGAACAAUAGGACAAAAGACACGGGAAGCCUUGUUGAGUUGGAACAAGUUUUGUCAUCUCUUAAUGAAACUCAAAAAACCAUCAGUGGCAUGGCCCUCUGGAGGCAGCAGCUCUGUGCAAUAGCAAAAGUUCGCUUCCUAAAGUUAAAAAAUGAAAAGAAAACCCUGUUGACCAUGUUAUUGCUUUUUGGCAUUAGCAUCUGUCCUCAACUUUUGGAACAUCUAGUUUUUGAGAUUUAUCGAAAAAGUUAUUCUUGGGAGCUGUCUCCUAGCAUGUACUUCCUCUCACUGGGGCAGCCACCUCAAGCUCCUCUGACCCACCUACUUGUCAUCAAUAAAACAGAGUCGAAUAUUGAUAACUUCAUACAUUCACUAAGAAGACAGAACAUAGCUUUGGAAGUGGAUGCCUUUGGAACUAGAAAUGGUCCAAAUGAAUCUUCAUACAAUGGUGCCAUUACUGUAUCCGGUGAUGAAAGGGAUCACAGAUUUUCCAUAGCGUGUAACACCAAAAGGCUGAAUUGCUUCCCUGUCCUUAUGGAUGUCAUUAGCAAUGGGAUUCUUGGAAUUUUUAAUUCAUCGAAACAUAUACAGACGGACAGAAGCACAUAUUUUGAAGAACACAUGUCUUACGGAAGUGGAAACCCAAGUAAUGCCUUCAUCUGGAUCCCUGUGGCUGCCUGUUUCACUCCUUACAUUGCAAUGAGCAGCAUCAGCGACUAUAAAAUCAAAGCUCACUCCCAGCUAUGGAUUUCGGGCCUCUACCCUUCUGCUUAUUGGUUUGGGCAGGCACUGAUAGAUAUUCCAUUGUACUUCUCCAUUAUCCUUCUGAUGCAGAUAAUGGAUUAUGUUUUUAGCCCAGAUGAGAUUAUAUAUAUAAUCCAAAGCCUGUUAGUUCAGAUCCUGUGCAGUAUUGGCUAUGUCUCAUCUCUUAUUUUCUUGACAUAUGUGAUUUCAUUUGUUUUUCGCAAUGGGAGAAAAAAUAGUGGCAUUUGGUCAUUUUUCUUCUUAAUUAUCACCAUCUUCUCAAUAGCUGCUGUUGAUAUAAGUGGAUUCAGAUUUGUACCAGUCAUUCUCUGCACCCUACUAAUACCACCCUUUACACUGAUUGGUUCUCUAUUCAUUUUUUCUCAGAUGCCUCCUGACAUCGUGGAUUAUUUAGGAGAUACAGAUUAUAAAAUUCUAUUUCUGGCAUUGCUAAUUCCUUAUCUCCAUUUCUUCAUUUUCCUUUUUGUUCUACGAUGUCUGGAAAUGAACUGUAGUAAGAAAUCAAUGAGAAAGGACCCUGUGUUCAGAAUUUCACCAAGAAGCAGUGAUGUUUUCCCAAACCCAGAUGAACUUGAAGCAGAAGAUGAAGAUGUUCAAAUGGAAAGAUCGAGAACUGCAAAUGCAGUGAAUGACCCAGACUUGGAUGAGAAACCUGUCAUCAUCGCCAGCUGUCUACGAAAGGAGUAUGAAGGCAGAAGGAAAGCCUGCUUUGGCAAGAAGAAAAAGAAAGUGGCCAACAGGAAUGUGUCUUUCUGUGUCAGAAAAGGUGAAGUGGUAGGUCUCCUAGGACACAAUGGAGCUGGUAAAAGCACAACUAUUAAGAUGAUAACAGGGGCCACAAAACCAACUGCAGGGCAGGUGAUUUUGAAAGGGAGCAGUGGAGGAUCACCCCUGGAGUUCCUGGGGUACUGCCCUCAGGAGAACGUGCUGUGGCCCAACCUGAAGGUGAAGGAGCACCUGGAGGUGUUUGCUGCAGUGAAGGGGCUGAGCAAAGGGGACGCGGCCACCACCAUCUCCCAGUUGGUGGAUGCGCUCAAGCUGCAGGACCAGCUAAAGCUUCCUGUGAAGUCCCUGUCUGAGGGAAUCAAGAGAAAGCUGUGCUUCGCACUGAGCAUCCUGGGAAACCCAUCUGUGAUGCUUCUGGAUGAACCAUCCACGGGCAUGGAUCCCGAAGGGCAGCUGCAAAUGUGGGAGGCCAUCAGGGCCACCAUUAAGAAUUCUGAGAGGGGCGCCCUAUUGACUACGCACUACAUGGCUGAAGCUGAGUCGGUGUGUGAUCGGGUGGCAGUCAUGGUGUCAGGAAAACUGAGAUGUAUUGGUUCCAUUCAACAUCUAAAGAGCAAAUUUGGCAAAGAUUACCUGCUGGAGAUGAAGGUGAGGACUCCAGAACAAGGGGGGACUCUUCAUGCAGAAAUUCUGAGACUUUUCCCCCAGGCUGCUAGACAGGAAAGAUACUCCUCAUUGGUGGUCUACAAGGUACCUGUUGAGGAUGUACAGCCUUUAUCACAGGCUUUCUUCAAACUAGAGAUAGUGAAGCAGAACUUUGACCUGGAGGAGUACAGCCUCUCACAGUCCACUCUGGAGCAGGUGUUCCUGGAGCUCUCCAAAGAGCAGGAACUGUAUGACUUUGAUGAAGAACUCCAAUCCUCAGUGCGAUGGAAGCUGCUCCCACAGGAAGAGCUUUGAACCCCACAAGAACCCAUGUUUCUCUAUACUCAUGAGCUAUGGUACAAAAUACUGAGAUAUGGUACACAAUACUUUUGUUUGUUUGUUUUGGGGCCACACCGGUGGUACUCAGGGGUUACUCCUGGAUCUGUGCUCAGAAAUCACUCCUGGCAGGCUUGGGGGACCAUAUGGGAUGCUGGGAAUUUAACGCAGGUCCCUUCUGGGUUGGCCGCACACGAGGCAAAUGCCCUAACACUGUGCUAUCUCUCCAGCCCCUCACAAUACUAUUGAAACGUAUGCCAUUAUUUUUCUCAUUAGCACAGAGUCAGACUAAAGGGAAAUAAGAGCAAUGUUGACUCCAGACAAGGCCUCCUUCAUUCCUGCAAGCCAGUCCCAACUUCCCUAAAGUAGCCCACAAAAACCAUGAAUUUAUUAUACAACUGUUUAUGCUUCAAGGAUGAGAAGAACUUGUUUAUUGUCUUUCUCUGAAAUCAGAAGGUCAAACAUUUUCUUACCUUUUAUAUUGGGAUCUGUACAAAGUCCAACAUAACCACUGACUUUAGAGGAAAAGGAAUCUAUUGAUUACAUAGCAAGGCAACGUUUACUCUUUUAUUAUUUGCUCAUUUUUCUUUUAUGUUUUAAGUCUUAGAUUGUAGUGUUCAUGUUUUAUCUGUUUUAACUAUAAAGGAAAUCUGUGAAAAUAAAAA
This is a messenger RNA of Suncus etruscus (white-toothed pygmy shrew), 5819 nucleotides long. RefSeq names its product ATP binding cassette subfamily A member 9 (gene ABCA9). The transcript is spliced from 39 exons. Gene Ontology annotation, cellular component: intracellular membrane-bounded organelle; membrane. The record is from RefSeq and is a predicted model, not a curated record. NCBI's taxonomy places the organism in Eukaryota, Metazoa, Chordata, Mammalia, Eulipotyphla, Soricidae. The coding region runs from base 256 to 5133 and encodes 1625 amino acids. Gene Ontology annotation, biological process: lipid transport; transmembrane transport. Gene Ontology annotation, molecular function: ATP binding; ATP hydrolysis activity; lipid carrier activity.